Messenger RNA from Drosophila rhopaloa, 3324 nucleotides. RefSeq names its product PAN2-PAN3 deadenylation complex subunit PAN3 (gene PAN3). Gene Ontology annotation, biological process: mRNA processing; nuclear-transcribed mRNA poly(A) tail shortening. Gene Ontology annotation, molecular function: poly(A) binding. The record is from RefSeq and is a predicted model, not a curated record. Gene Ontology annotation, cellular component: P-body; PAN complex. Lineage: Eukaryota; Metazoa; Arthropoda; Insecta; Diptera; Drosophilidae. Bases 638 to 2968 code for a protein of 776 amino acids. The transcript has 13 exons.
GAGAACGCUGCGCUGCCGCUCGGUUCGUGGCGCGAUCGAAGGUCCGAUUUGAACCGAUCCGAUCUGUUAUUUUCACCGCUUGCAUAUUCAUUACACCAACGCCGAGUCGACCGAAAGCAAAAACAACAGCGACAAUUACGCGGCUCUCCCUUUUGAAUAAUAGCAACAAAGUGAACGCUGGGCGGUAAGCGGUAAAAGGUAGACUAUACCGCUCUGCCACAUCUACAUAUUCGCCUUACGUGACGUAACAGCGUACUUUUUGUUAUUGUUUGGCCUGCUCCCCAAACGUGUGACUAUCUAUCUAUAUAAAUAUAUCUGUACGCGAACGUAUAUAUCUGAGUGUGGCGUUUUCAUGAACGCGUUCGUGAUCUUUGAAGCAAAACAAAGCUAAAGCUGUCCAUUUCACCGCGAAACGCAGCAUAAGGCAACGGCCCAAUAAUCAUCGGUUUUCUAUGUGAAUAUACGUUUAUAUAUGUACAUGUAACCGAACAGCGAACUUGGUCAGAAAACCCUAAAAUAUAGACGUAGCUGUAUGGUUUUUUUUUCUGCCGACGUCAUGCCAACAAACAACCAGUGGCUAACGAUUUAUGUAAAGUGAAAACAACUUUGGUUCUGGCCAUGUUCAAAUACGGCUGCUAUGGAUCCAAUUUUCUUCUCGCCAACGAAUGGUAUACCGUCAGAGAGUAAACUCGCUACUUAUAUGAAUCGACAGAAUGUCGCCACACCGAGCGGUUAUGGGCUGAAUAACGGGUUCUCACUACUUAAUUUGGAUUCGCCCCUAAAUAAAAAAUCCCAGGUCACGCCGCAGUCGCCCGAGUUCAUUCCAACGCGCAUAAACUCGACCCCCAACUUCUACGCACCAUAUCACAACGCGCCCAUGCAAUUGAGUAAUGGGCUCAACGGCGUCAAUGGGUUAACAGCCGCCGCAGCAGCAGCAGCAGCCGCCGCAGCAGCCGCCGCCGCCGCAUCAGUGCCCUCCUCUACGUCAUCGGUAGCCGCCGCUUCCGUGACCAUCAGCAAAACGGCCAACGGCGGCGCCUCCAUGCUCGCCCUGCAAAAGUCCGCCUCCAUUGCCACCGUCACCAUCGCACAACAGCAGCAGCAGUCGCAGCAUCCACAGAAACAGCAACAGCAUCCGCCACCGGUGGGCGGUGGAGCGGUCUCCGCCGCCUCCGCUCCCAUUGCGAUCAGCGCACCACCGAAUCCCGCCGCUGCCCCCUUUGUCAGCAUGUCCGCCCAGACGCCAUUAAAAGGACGGGGUGCCAUGCUGCGCCAGGAGUCGCCCACGGCAGCCAUGCUGGCGGGUGGAGGACCCGGCGAGAAGUCGCCACCUCACGGGAUGACGCCGCAUGGAGCCUCGCCCAUACCCACAUCGUUGCCCACCAGCGUCCAUCAGGAGAACGUCGGCGGCACCAUCUACUUCUAUCCAACUGCCAACGCACAGAACAGCCAGCCCGUCGUCAACUCCGUGGUGGUGGACACAACGCACCCGGCCCACCACGGCGUUAGUGCUGUGGCGCCCAUGAGCGCCGUUGGCGGGGUUCAGACGACCAUAAUGUACACGGGGCAUGUGUAUCCGGGACCGUCCUCCAACGUUAUUACCCUGCAGCCGAAGACGCAGCUGGAGUCGGCCUUCUUCAUGCCAGACGAGAUGCGCUCCGAAGUCCUGGCCCGCAACGAGAUCUCUAACCUGAUCAUGGACGCAGCGGAGGCUGCGCAACACGCCCUGCCGAUGGAGGUGGACAACUACCAUGCGCUGUAUCCGCUGGAGCCGCCGGCACAGCCGAUGCACGCCAAGCUAACGCUCCCCGCCAGCACUUAUCGGGCCACGCACAACACGACGGGCUACAAGUACUGUCUGCGAAGGUUACAUGGUUUCCGCCUGCAGUCGACCAAGUGCAUGACGUUAGUGGAGAUGUGGAAGAAGCUGCAGCACACGAAUGUGGUACAAUUGCGUGAGGUGUUCACGACAAAAGCAUUUGGUGAUAACUCUUUAGUAUUAGUGUACGACUAUUAUCCCGGCUCACAAACAUUACUGGCCAAAUACUUCACACCAGCGCCAGAUACCAACGGGUACACUGAUCCAUUCCAAGGCGAGGCACGCCCCUUCAGUCAUAAGAGCAACAUGCAGCGGACGAGCAAUGGACCACUGCUGCCGGAGGCCACCAUCUGGUCGAUCAUCAUGCAGCUGACCGCCGGCUUAAAAGCCAUUCAUCAUGCAGGUCUUGCCUGCAAGGUUCUGGAUCCCACAAAGAUCAUAGUGACGGGCAAGCGGGUACGGUUUAGCUCCUGUUGCAUCUCGGACAUUACACAAUUCGAUCCGAAUGCGGCCAAUCCCUUGGCCCUCGUUAACAUGCAUCAGCAGGACGAUCUGACCGCUUUGGGUCGCUUAGUAUUAGCGCUUGCCUGCCGCUGCCUUCAAUCCGUGCAACGCGACAAUGUCCAGUCGAGCAUCGACAUGGUCACGCGAAACUACUCCACCGAUCUGCGUAACUUCAUAGUUUACCUCUUUACCACGAAUAACCGUCGUUCGGUGACCGAUCUGAUGCCGAUGAUUGGGGCCCGUUUCUAUACACAACUGGAUGCACUGCAAAGUCAAAUUGAUAUGCAGGAGGACGAGCUGGCCAAGGAGAUGGAAAACGGGCGGUUGUAUCGCAUUUUGGUUAAACUAAACAGCAUCAAUGAGCGACCCGACUUCAAUCUGGACUGCACUUGGUCCGAGACUGGUGAUAGAUACAUGUUGAAAUUAUUCCGUGAUUAUUUGUUCCAUUCCGUCACUGAGGAUGGCCGGCCCUGGCUAGAUCACGCACACAUUGUACAAUGCCUCAACAAGCUGGAUGCUGGCUGCAUAGAGCGCGUGCAACUAAUGUCCCGCGACGAGCAAUCGGUACUCAUCGUCUCCUACGCUGAACUCAAGAAUUGUCUGGAGAACGCCUUCUCCGAACUGAUGUCAAGUGCGGCCAACUGAGCACCUCGGGGGAAAAAAAAACAGGAAACCGGAAACAGGAAACUGAUUCUGAUAACUGAAAACACGCGCAGCUCACUUAGCCACCCUCCGCACGACCACAAAGCGACUACGAUUAAACGGAUUAGCUACUAAGCGAAACAUUCAUUACGACUAAGACAUUUUGAGAACCAUAAACAAAUAAAAUACGAAGAUGUUUAUUGUUAAGCCAAAACCGAAAAAGAAACAAAAACAAAAAAAAAUGAAACCCAAUAUCCAAUGUUAUGUUAGCUCUUAACUAAAUUUUAGGCAUUUAAAACAAUACAAAAAGAAACAACCACAACCACAAAAAUAAACCAACAACAACAACUUUUUGAAAA